This is a messenger RNA of Aegilops tauschii subsp. strangulata, 1039 nucleotides long. RefSeq names its product proteasome subunit beta type-4. The record is from RefSeq and is a predicted model, not a curated record. NCBI's taxonomy places the organism in Eukaryota, Viridiplantae, Streptophyta, Magnoliopsida, Poales, Poaceae. Gene Ontology annotation, cellular component: proteasome core complex.
GCCUGCUUCGACUUCUCUUCUUCUUCACAAGGAAGAAAGAAGACAGAGAGACAGAGAGAGAGAGAGAGAGAGAGGCCACACCACCAUCCCCAGCCCCAGCCGAGCCGAGGUCUUCCUCCGACGAGCGAAACCAAAGCCGCAUCAACCCCUCUCGCGAAUCGAUGGACGCGAGCGCGGCGGCGGCCGGAGGAGGAGACGGGACGCAGAGGACACUGAAUCCUUAUGUGACUGGUAAUUCGGUGAUUGCAAUGAAAUACAAGGAUGGUGUGAUCAUGGCAUGUGACACUGGAGCCUCCUAUGGGUCAACUUUGCGAUACAAGAGUGUGGAGCGUAUCAAGGAGGUUGGAAAGCAUAGCCUUAUUGGAGGGAGUGGGGAGUUCAGUGAUUUCCAGGAGAUUUUGCGGUAUCUGGAUGAAUUAACUUUGAAUGAUCAUAUGUGGGAUGAUGGCAACUCAUUGGGCCCCAAGGAAAUCCAUGCCUACCUCACAAGAGUAAUGUACAACAGGCGCAAUAAGUUUGACCCUCUAUGGAACUCCCUGGUGCUUGGUGGAGUGAAAAAGGGCCCAAAGGGCGAUGAGAAGUAUCUUGGCAUGGUUAACAUGAUUGGUACACACUUUGAGGAGAACCACAUUGCCACUGGAUUUGGGAACCAUAUGGCAAUCCCAAUUCUUCGUGGUGAAUGGCGCGAGGACAUGACUUUUGAAGAAGCUGUUAAGCUGAUUGAGAAGUGCUUGCUGGUCCUGCUGUACCGUGACCGGUCAUCCAUCAACAAAUUCCAGAUUGCCAAGAUCACGACCGAGGGAUCAACCAUCUACCCGCCGUAUGCCCUGAAGACCAACUGGGGGUUUGCUGCCUUUGAGAACCCAUCCAAGGGUGCUGUAGGAACAUGGUAAGGCCAUGAGCUAGGAAACGAAGCAAACUGUGCUGCUGAAAGUGUUUCAGCCCUUGCGAGCGUUUGAUCUGAAUACGACUUGACUCCACAUUUGCUCUGUAUGACAUGUUUAUAAUUUGACUUAAAGUCUUGUGAACGUUUAAGGUA